Capra hircus (goat) is the source of this 1230-nucleotide messenger RNA. RefSeq names its product chromosome 9 C6orf58 homolog (gene C9H6orf58). The record is from RefSeq and is a predicted model, not a curated record. Bases 1 to 1230 code for a protein of 409 amino acids. The transcript is spliced from 8 exons. Lineage: Eukaryota; Metazoa; Chordata; Mammalia; Artiodactyla; Bovidae.
AUGCCUGACUACAACAAUUCUAUCCUUGCCUCAGCAGAAGUUUUCAAUCUCUCAGAUCAGUAUCCCCCACUGUGGAAUGAGAGUCCUGGUCAGUUCAGUGACUACAGUAUGGAGAAUGGAAAGUACAUUAUUGAUCCCUGGGUAUACCCUAAGAGAAUGGGCAUGUACAAAAUCCUCCUGAACAAGACAGCCAGUUAUUUUGAAAAAUUCGCACCAGAUAAUGAACAAAAUUUUUUAUGGGGAUUACCUUUGCAGCAUAGCUGGCAGUUUAUAACAGGCAGAUUGGUUGAUCCCACCCGAAAGACAGACUGUGGCUAUGAAUCUGGAGAUCGUUUGUGCAUCUCUGUAGACAGUUGGUGGGCUGAUAUGAAUUACUUUCUGUGUGCACUGCCCUUCCUUGCUGCGGUUGAUUCUGGCAUAAUGGGGAUAUCAUCAGAUCAAGUGCUGCUUUUGCCACCACCCAAGGACCAGACAAAGUUUUGUCUUAGUGUUUCUAGCUGUCAGUCCUCCUUUCCUUCGACGAUGAGGAAGUGGAAAGCCCUUUACAAGCAUUUGCAGUCACCUUCUAGUAGCUUCGAGGACUUACUGAAGUACUUGUGGGAGGCACACGUCUCAAGCUUGAAAGACGGUUACAAAAUUUUUGAAGACAGGUUAGACUAUUAUUCUAAACCAGAAGCAGGUUUUGGGAAAGAUUGGUGCGUGGUUUUGGACUAUCUAGCUGCAGCCAGCUUUCCCACGAUCUUUAGUACGGUAUCUGAGUUCCAGAAGGCCCUGCCACCAAGAGUGCUUGUGGAUGGGGACAGAGCUCCCUUCAUCAGCGACUUUACUGACCUUCAGAACAUAGUCCUGCUUGGUCUAAAGCUUCUUCAUGAAGUGGAUAGCGCGACAGUGGCAAGAGAAUUAACUGCCCACGCGAGCUCCCAACUAAAACACAGACAAGCGGAGGCGCUCCAAGGAGUCGAGCAAGCACAGGCGGGCUGCGCCAACGCCCCCGCCGCCCGGGCGCAUCCUGCAGACGGCCGGCAGGUGUGCGCGGUGCGCGCGCGCAGUGCGUGCCGGGUGCGGGUCCAGGGAGCAGACGGGCUGCCGGGCGCCUGGCGGAGGGUGGUUGGCUGGGCGGGUGUCGGCCUCCCCGCCUCCCUCCUCUCUGCUCGCGCCUGCCGGGGAUGCUCGUGCGCGGCCCCCUUGCCUGGAAGCUCGCGGCCCCGGGGGGGCGGCGUGUGUGAGUAG